This is a messenger RNA of Histoplasma mississippiense, 1008 nucleotides long. RefSeq lists its product as hypothetical. Lineage: Eukaryota; Fungi; Ascomycota; Eurotiomycetes; Onygenales; Ajellomycetaceae. Gene Ontology annotation, cellular component: cytoplasm. The coding region runs from base 1 to 1008 and encodes 335 amino acids. The record is from RefSeq and is a predicted model, not a curated record. Gene Ontology annotation, molecular function: phosphatase activity. The transcript has 4 exons.
AUGGCUGAAUCCCUUUCCCUCUCGCAUUUCGAAUAUUUCACUGUAACCGGAUACUUCCUCCAAGAUGAUCCCGCAACGGACCCCGAAGAUUUCGACUAUUCAUCAAGCGCAUUCGGCCUCAUAAACCAAAAGUACGAUACAGAUGACGACUUCGACCCGAACCGAGAGAGGACCCAGUGGGAGCGUUUCGCCUACAAACUGCGAUCUCUAAAUACCCACGCUGACGAGUAUACGGAAUUCAAGUUGUUCUACAUGGGUCGGCAUGGUGAAGGGUUUCAUAACGUUGCAGAAGCACUUUACGGAACUGAGGCAUGGGAUUGUUACUGGUCCAAACUUGACGGCAACGGGAACAUCACAUGGGCCGAUGCACAUCUGACGGAAACAGGCAUCUCUCAGGCCCUACGCGCGCGCUCCACAUGGGCCACGCAGAUGAAAAACCACAUACCCCUUCCACAAUCAUACUACAGUAGUCCCCUCGAUCGAUGCCUACAAACGUCAAAGUUAACAUUUGGCGACCUAGACCUUCCGUCAGAUCGACCAUACAAGCCGGUCGUGAAAGAGCUCCUCCGCGAAACCCUAGGGGUCCACACGUGCGACCGCCGCUCUCCAGCAGCGUACAUAGCAAAGACCUACCCCAACUACACCCUCGAGGCCGGAUUCGCCCCUAUUGACCCCCUCUGGGACCCAGACCUGCGCGAAUCUGACUCCGCACGCACGACCCGCCUGCGGCGGCUUGUCGACGAUAUAGUCGAGCGAGAUAGCGGCGCGAGCAUGUAUAUAUCGCUGACGGCGCAUUCUGGGGCGAUCACAUCGUUACUGGAGGUUAUGGGGCAUCGGAAGUUUAGGUUGGAGACGGGGGGCGUGAUUCCGGUGCUUGUACGGAUUGUGAGGAGGAGAGGGGCAGCGGAAGGCGGUCGUGGGGUGGUUGAACCACCGCAGAAAGUGCUGGAGUGUGGAGAGGGUUUGGUCGAUGGGCAGGAUGGUAGAAGAGCGGAUUUGAGGAAUUGA